GACUAUACGGACGCGUGCGAUAAUUGAGCUUAGUGCACUCGUUCAGUUGUGGUCAGGCAGUCAGACAGUCUUCACGUAAUCAUGAUUGCUGUCAUAUUUUUCAUUAUUGUGGCUUUUGGAUCAAUAGUCCUAAUCCCGGUGGUAGUCAGUGGAUUACUACUCGGAUUGGUGAUCGUUUGGCUGUGGCAACGACAUCAUUUUAGCCACUGGCAACGUUUGGGCGUUCCCUUUAUCCCGGCCACGCCCUUUGUGGGAAACGUGUGGAAACUGUUGCGAGGCGGGUGCUGCUUUGGCGAUCAAUUCCGGGAGCUUUACGAGAGUGCGGAGGCUGAAGGCCGAGCCUACGUGGGAAUCCACGUCCUGCACAACCAUGCGCUGCUCAUUCGAGAUCCGGCUCUGAUCAAGCGCAUCAUGGUCGAGGAUUUUGCGCAGUUCUCAAGCCGCUUUGAGACCACAGAUCCCGUGUGCGACACAAUGGGUUCCCAGAACCUAUUCUUCGCCAAAUACGAAACGUGGCGGGAGACGCACAGGAUCUUUGCACCAUUCUUUGCUGUCGGAAAGGUGCGUCAGAUGUACGGCCUUCUGGAGAGCAUUGGACAGAAGCUUGAGGAGCAUAUGGAGGAGAAGCUCAUGGGCGGGGAUAGUGUGGAGCUGGAGGUCAAGCAAUUGUGUGCCCUCUUCACCACGGACAUUAUUGCAUCACUGGCCUUUGGCAUUGAGGCACAUAGUCUGCAAAAUCCGGAGGCGGAGUUCCGUCGCAUGUGUGUCGAGGUCAACGAUCCGCGACCGAAGCGCCUGUUGCACCUCUUCACCAUGUUCUUCUUUCCGCGAUUAUCGCGACGGGUUCGCACUCAUCUGUACUCGGAUGAGUAUGAACGAUUUAUGCGCCAGUCCAUGGACUAUGUACUGGCCCGACGCGAGGAAAGUGGUGAAAGGCGCAACGAUUUGAUCGACAUAUUCCUGCAGCUAAAGCGUACCGAGUCGACGGAGAGCAUAGUCCAUCGUCCGGAUUUCUUUGUGGCUCAGGCUUCUUUUCUGCUUUUGGCCGGCUUUGACACCUCAUCGUCUACCAUAACCUUCGCCCUAUAUGAGUUGGCCAAAAAGCCAGCGAUUCAAAACCGCUUGCGGGAGGAGAUUCGCGAGGCCUUAAAGUCUAAUGAUCAGAAGUUUAGUUGCGACACGGUCACCGGUUUGGUGUACCUGCGACAGGUGGUGGACGAAGUGCUGAGGCUAUAUCCGCCGACGGCAUUCCUGGACCGAUGCUGCAAUGCCCGCGAAGGCUACGAUCUCUCAUCGUGGAACUGUGGAUCGCCGUUUAAAUUGAGUGCGGGUAUGCCUGUUUAUAUAUCAGUAUUGGGAUUGCAUCGCAAUGCACAGUACUGGCCAAAUCCCGAUGUCUUCGAUCCGGAACGCUUCUCGGCCGAGCAACGCCAGCAGCACCAUCCAAUGACAUAUCUGCCCUUUGGCGCUGGUCCCAGGGGCUGCAUUGGAACACUACUAGGUCAGUUGGAGAUCAAAGUUGGAUUGUUGCACAUUCUCAAGAACUUUCGGGUUGAGCUCUGCGAUGGGACUUUGCCGGUAAUGAAAUUCGAUCCCAAGGCCUUUGUCCUGGCUGCUCAUAAUGGAACUUACCUGCGUUUUGUAAGAAAUCCUCUUUGAAAUAAAUAUUCCAUUUAUGCUCAUUUUUAA
Molecule: messenger RNA, 1689 nt
Organism: Drosophila elegans
Lineage: Eukaryota; Metazoa; Arthropoda; Insecta; Diptera; Drosophilidae
Gene: Cyp6t1
Product: probable cytochrome P450 6t1
Exons: 2
Coding region: 82-1659 (525 amino acids)
Biological process (GO): response to DDT; insecticide catabolic process
Molecular function (GO): monooxygenase activity; oxidoreductase activity, acting on paired donors, with incorporation or reduction of molecular oxygen; heme binding
Source: RefSeq, a predicted model, not a curated record